AUGGACCGCCCUUCCGACUCCCAAAAGCCCUCACGCGGGCAACAGUCUACCAAAACCACCUCAUCACCCAAAUCAACCUACCUCCUCCUCUACAACCUCGUCUCCUCCCUCCUCUGGUUCGGUAUCCUCCUCACCACUGCCACGAACCUCUGCACACUUGGCCCCGCCUCCUCCCUCUACCCUACAAUAGGCACCUACACCAAGUAUGUCCAAACCCUUGCCGCCCUCGAGAUCCUCCACUCCCUCCUCGGCCUCGUCCGCGCCCCGCUCCUCACAACAAUCAUGCAAGUCGCUUCCCGUUUCCUCCUCGUCUGGGGCGUCGUCCACCUCUUCCCGCACCUCGCCACCGACACUACGCACGGAGGCGCGCAAGCAUAUCGCAGUAUGCUGCUCGCCUGGAGUUUCACGGAGGUGGUGCGGUAUGGAUAUUUCGUCUUCAGUCUCAGCGGAGUGGCUGUGCCGGGGGUGUUGAAGUGGUUGAGGUAUAAUGGGUUCUGGGUGCUGUAUCCGUUGGGGAUUGGUAGUGAGUGUUGGCUGGUGGGGUUGGCGGCGAGGGGACCGGGGAGGUUUGUGCAGGUGGGUGGGGUGAGAGCGAGUUGGGUGCUUUGGGGGGUGCUUGGGGUGUAUGUGCCGGGGAGCUAUGUGCUGUUUACGCACAUGAUGAAGCAGAGGGCGAGGGUCAUGAGGGGGGACGGCGGGAAGAAGACGAAGUGA
Messenger RNA from Saxophila tyrrhenica, 714 nucleotides. RefSeq lists its product as uncharacterized. NCBI's taxonomy places the organism in Eukaryota, Fungi, Ascomycota, Dothideomycetes, Mycosphaerellales, Extremaceae. Bases 1 to 714 code for a protein of 237 amino acids. Gene Ontology annotation, biological process: very long-chain fatty acid biosynthetic process; fatty acid elongation; sphingolipid biosynthetic process. The record is from RefSeq and is a predicted model, not a curated record. The transcript has a single exon. Gene Ontology annotation, molecular function: 3-hydroxyacyl-CoA dehydratase activity. Gene Ontology annotation, cellular component: endoplasmic reticulum membrane.